Molecule: messenger RNA, 1827 nt
Organism: Apaloderma vittatum (bar-tailed trogon)
Lineage: Eukaryota; Metazoa; Chordata; Aves; Trogoniformes; Trogonidae
Product: alpha-mannosidase 2-like
Exons: 12
Biological process (GO): protein deglycosylation; N-glycan processing; mannose metabolic process
Cellular component (GO): Golgi membrane
Molecular function (GO): alpha-mannosidase activity; carbohydrate binding
Source: RefSeq, a predicted model, not a curated record
GCCCAGUUUGGAACUUUAUCGGAUUACUUUGAAGCUCUGCGCAAAGAAAGCAAUUUGGGUGAAAAGCACAGCAGUUCGUUUUUCCCUGUUUUAAGUGGAGACUUCUUCACCUAUGCAGACAGAGAUCAUCAUUACUGGAGCGGAUACUUUACGUCACGACCAUUCUAUAAACGAUUGGACAGAGCUCUGGAAUCCUACUUACGGGCAGCUGAAGUCCUCUACUACUUGGCUUUGGUGCAGUCCAGUAAAUCUGAGAAGAUGAGUGUAUUUCCUUCAGUGAAUAACUACAAAUUGCUGACAGAAGCUAGGAGGGACCUUGGACUCUUUCAGCAUCAUGAUGCUAUUACAGGAACAGCUAAAGAUUGGGUAGUUGUGGAUUAUGGCACUAGGCUUUUCCAUUCAAUAAUGAGCUUGAAGAAAGUGAUAACUGACUCUGCUCAUAUCCUCAUCCUAAAGGAUAAAGAUGCUUACAAUUAUGACACAUCAAGUCCGUUCCUGAAGAUGGAUGAUGUUCAGUCUUCCCAAGAUUCUUUGCCACACAAGACGGUUAUAAAGCUGACAUCAGAACCAAGGUAUCUAUUGAUAUAUAAUCCUAUGGAACAAGAGCGAUUUUCAGUGGUUUCAGUCAAUGUGAAUUCACCCAGAGUUAAAGUAUUAUCUCCUUUCGGAAAACCUGUUACUGUCCAGAUUAGUGCUGUUUGGGAUGGAGCAACUACAGUAUCACAUGAAGCAUAUCAGAUCUCUUUCGUGGCGCAUCUACCACCUCUGGGGCUUGGAGUUUACCAGCUCUUGGAGGUUCAGAGUUCAGAAGCAGUUUUAGCAGACUACAGUAUAUACACAAGGAGUAGUAGGCAGGAGAAGCCAGAAGAACUUUUCAAGAUAAAGGAAAUGCAGAAUUCUGUGGAUAAUAUAAUCUUAGAAAAUUCUUACAUGAAACUUUGGUUUUCUGGAAUGUCUGGAUUGCUAGAGAAAAUAUAUACCAAAGAAGAUGGUAAAAAUCAUCAAAUGAAGGUGGAGUUUGCUUGGUAUGGAACUACAAGUAACCGGGAUAAAAGUGGAGCUUAUCUCUUCUUACCAGAUGGAGAUGCUAAGCCUUAUAUUUUUACAGAUCCACCUACUGUAAGAGUUGCUCAUGGAAGGAUUUUCUCAGAAGUUGUAUGUUUUUUCCACCAUGUGACACAUACCAUGCGAUUGUAUAAAGUCAGGGGUUUGGAAGGCCAGUCUGUUGAAAUUUCCAAUAUUGUGGAUAUUAGAGGAGAGUAUAAUCGUGAGCUUGCAAUGAGGAUUUCAUCUGAUAUAAACAGUCAGAAUAGAUUCUAUACAGAUCUUAAUGGAUAUCAGAUCCAGCCUAGACUGACGAUGAGCAAAUUGCCUUUACAAGCAAAUAUCUACCCUAUGACUACAAUGGUUUAUAUCCAAGAUAUUGGCGUUCGUUUGACACUUCAUUCAGCUCAGUCUCUAGGUGUUGCAAGCUUGAAAAAUGGUCAGUUGGAAGUGAUCAUGGAUCGUCGACUUAUGCAGGAUGACAACCGUGGUCUUGGACAAGGUGUCCAAGAUAACAAGAUUACAGCUAAUAUCUUCCGACUUCUGCUGGAAAGAAGACAUGGAACAGAUGUGGAAGGCUUUCUUGUUCCCACUUCAAGGUCUGACAGUAGGGAAGAAGCCUUCUUAAAGGAGGGAGAAAGGGUGCAAGUCCAGUUUCUUCAUGUAUUCUCAAAUGAAGUAACUCUCCUUGCACAAGGAACAAGUAGUUUCCAUCAGCAGCAAGAACUUCACAUGAGCGGCAGAUUUCCAAUGCAGAUAGCCUCUCUGGAGGACAAAAAUUAG